Molecule: messenger RNA, 974 nt
Organism: Drosophila sechellia
Lineage: Eukaryota; Metazoa; Arthropoda; Insecta; Diptera; Drosophilidae
Product: UDP-N-acetylglucosamine transferase subunit ALG14 homolog
Exons: 3
Coding region: 308-940 (210 amino acids)
Biological process (GO): dolichol-linked oligosaccharide biosynthetic process
Cellular component (GO): UDP-N-acetylglucosamine transferase complex
Molecular function (GO): N-acetylglucosaminyldiphosphodolichol N-acetylglucosaminyltransferase activity
Source: RefSeq, a predicted model, not a curated record
CUAGCAAUUGAUUACUUUUUUUUUUGGACGCACCUGCGUGCUUCAGCCACAUUUUUGGCCUAAAACAAUUUUUGGCCCAAAACAAUGGAGGCCCUAGUGAAUUAUAGUAGUGAGGACGACCAGGAGGACGGUUGCAAAAUUCCCCUAGGCACCACAACAACUGCAGCAUUUGCCGCAUGCUAAAUCCACGAAAACAACAACAACUGCUAGCUUCCUAAAGCAGAAGAACAACAAUAACAAUGGUAGUGGCAAUAGUCCGCGCGGCAAGGAAAGAGAGCGCGAGCGGGAGAGAGAGAAGACAAAGCCGAUGUCGCAGCAGCAGAGUCGUAGGAGCAGCAGCGGAGGCCGCAUUGAUGAGGGCAACAUGACGACCAGCGCGCCUCACCCCACCUACGUAAUACUGGGCUCCGGCGGCCACACGGCGGAGAUGUGCCGGCUGACCCAGGCGCUGCUACAACAGACAGACAUCGAACAGACGGAGAAGUACCAGCCAAUUAGACUGAUCCUGGCCAACAGUGACUCAACUUCCGAGCGCCAGUUCAGGCAGAUCAUGCCGCAGGCUGCCCAGAGUGCGGAAAUCGCGAAGGUGCCGCGCAGCCGCAACGUGGGCCAAUCCUGGCUGAGCAGUAUCUUCACCAGCCUGUGGGCGCUUCUCUGGAGCUGCUAUCUGGUUUGGCGUGAUCGCCCCCAGCUGAUCCUCUGCAAUGGACCCGGCACCUGUGUGCCCUUCUGCUAUGCCGCCUACCUGUGGCGCCUCCUCGGACGCCUGCCCUCGCACUCCAGGAUCGUGUUCGUGGAGAGCUUCUGCCGCGUGGAGACGCUGUCGCUGAGCGGACGCCUGCUCCUUCCGCUGGCGGACCUCUUUGUGGUCCACUGGCCGGCGUUGGCCACGCGCUAUGUGGAUAAAAAGAACGUGCGAUAUUUUGGGCGAAUCCUGUAACAUGUUUUUAAUAAAACAAAAAAUUUUUGAAGUA